This is a messenger RNA of Chinchilla lanigera (long-tailed chinchilla), 1816 nucleotides long. It is a transcript of the gene Foxd4, whose product is annotated as forkhead box protein D4. Lineage: Eukaryota; Metazoa; Chordata; Mammalia; Rodentia; Chinchillidae. The coding region runs from base 117 to 1427 and encodes 436 amino acids. The record is from RefSeq and is a predicted model, not a curated record. Gene Ontology annotation, biological process: anatomical structure morphogenesis; cell differentiation; regulation of transcription by RNA polymerase II. Gene Ontology annotation, molecular function: RNA polymerase II cis-regulatory region sequence-specific DNA binding; DNA-binding transcription factor activity, RNA polymerase II-specific. The transcript has a single exon.
UUGGAAAGGAGGAACAGAAAACAAAACCUAGCAGGUGACACUAGCGCUUCGGACGCCCAGAGUGCGCCGCAGGUGAGAGCGGCGCCGCCUGCCCCGCGUCGGGCACCUGCUCGUCCAUGAGCUUGCCAAGAUCUGAGCGCCUGCGCUCCGCGCCGCAGCCCGGCCUCCGAAGCUCCGACGGAGAAGUCGGCGAGAUCGACGUCCUGGGAGAGGAGGAUGAAGACGAGCAGCGGGACGAGGAAGACGAGCAGUCGGAAAGGGGCCAGAAGUGCCUAGCGCGGCCGUGCCGGCCAGGGUCGCGCACCCAGGGCAACGGUCCGAGCCACUCCUCGGAGCUGGGCCGCGAGUUCAAGGCACCCACCAGAUGUGCGGCGAGCUCUGGAGACGCCCCGCCGCCGGCGAAGCCCCCCUACUCGUACAUCGCGCUCAUCACCAUGGCCAUCCUGCAGAGCCCGCACAAGCGCCUCACGCUCAGCGGCAUCUGCGCCUUCAUCAGCGGCCGCUUCCCCUACUACCGCCGCAAGUUCCCCGCCUGGCAGAACAGCAUCCGCCACAACCUCUCGCUCAACGACUGCUUCGUCAAGAUCCCCCGCGAGCCCGGCCACCCGGGCAAGGGCAACUACUGGAGCCUGGACCCCGCCUCCCAGGACAUGUUCGACAACGGCAGCUUCCUCCGGCGCAGGAAGCGCUUCAAGCGCCACCACCCGCCCCCGGGAGGCCACCUGCACCACCCCUUGCCUCUGCCCGCGGCUCCCGCCACCCUGCUCGGCCCCCACCCGGGCCUCGAGCUGGGGACCGCGGCCCCGCCUCAGCCUGUCCCCGGGAUCCGCCCGUGCGCGCUGCUGCACCCGCAUCCCCUCCGCUACCUGCUGCUCUCCGCUCCCACCUACGCCGAGGCGCCCUGCAAAGCAGAAGGCGCGGACUUGGGGACCCCCGGACCCUUCCCGCUACCGCCCUCGCUGGGCUCCUCGCCUUGGGAGGAGGGCGAGGGCGAAGGCUCGGUGCCGCGGAGCGGAGGAGGGUGCACCUCCUUCAGCAUCGAGAGUAUCAUGCGAGGCGUCGGCACCGGAGCCACGCAGGGUCUGCCUCCGGUGCCGUGGGGCUACUACCACCUGCUCCAGCGCCCAUCCCGCCUGCUGCAUCCGCAGGCCGCUGCCCCCUUGCUGCACGUGUCCGCUGCUGCCGCCGCCCGGACGAUUUUGCAGCAGCAGCAGCAGCAGCAGCAGCAGCAGCACCAGCGCCAACAGCGCCAGCAGCACCAGCACCAGUACUGUGCCAGUGGCUGUGCUCCCAGCAAAGGCGCGCUGCUGGGUCGCCACUUGUCCGCCGUCGCGGCCCUGCUGAGGUACCCGCCGGCUCCUGACGGCUCCAGGCUGACAGCGUUGGCCGCCCCUUCGGGCCGAGAGGGGUCCUCGCCAGCCUUUUGAGUCACACUCACACCUGUCCUGCAGGCCGACUCCGCCCGGGGCACCUGGAGCCAGGGAGAAGGGGCUCCCCGCCCUGCAGUCCCCACGGUCCAGCUCUUCCGCGCCCGCACCUUAAGCCUGAGCAUCUAAAUGUGGCCAGCGGAGCAGCCACGGAUUUCUGUUUGAAUCAAAAUAGUUACAAAGGAACAGUUGUAUUCUAUUCUCUUAAAGAAACGUGAACGUAGUAAAGGCCUGGGCCAUCACCUUCCCUUUUCCUGCUUCAGCCAUGGCUUCUGCAGCUUUUCCGAUAUGCACAUUUCCCAAGGAGCUAUGAAUCAGAGCGGGGCAUUCUGGUGUGGUAUUCGAAGAAAAACAAGGCAAACACAGUCUCCAAUACGAAGCAUGUUUCU